Etheostoma cragini (Arkansas darter) is the source of this 3111-nucleotide messenger RNA. RefSeq names its product actin filament associated protein 1 (gene afap1). The transcript has 18 exons. Gene Ontology annotation, cellular component: cytosol. NCBI's taxonomy places the organism in Eukaryota, Metazoa, Chordata, Actinopteri, Perciformes, Percidae. The record is from RefSeq and is a predicted model, not a curated record. Gene Ontology annotation, molecular function: SH3 domain binding; SH2 domain binding. The coding region runs from base 256 to 2715 and encodes 819 amino acids.
UGAAGAACUGGAAGGGAGGAGGAGAAAAGGGAAAGGGAGGAGGAGAUCCGGAGAAAAGUUUGAAAGGAAUAGAGAGACGGUUCAGUGGCUCGAGGGGAAAGAAUAAGUGGAGGUGGAAAUUGAAGGCACUAACGAGUCAAAGUGGCUCUGUCUCUCUGUGUGUGUGUGGAUUUUACUGGUCCCGGGUAGCGGCUCGCCUAGCCUCGCGCCCGCUGCUGAGCGUUGUCGGGCGGGUUAGAUGAGUUGGACUUCACGAUGAGGAGCGACCCUGUUCUCUUCUCUUCCAGCAGGGCGAUGGAGGAGCUGGUGUGUGAGCUGCGUCUGUUCCUGGACCUGUUGGACCGGGAGUAUCUGAGCGCCGGGGUUAGAGAGAAGAAGAUACACCUGUCCAACAUCCUGCUCAGAGUCCUCUCAGAAAAAGAGCCUUCAUUCAAGUCCGAGAUCCACAGUGGUCUGCCGGCCCCGCCUCAGAUGCCCCUGCCCGAGAUCCCUCAACCCUGGCUGCCUCCAAACAACGCCCCCCCGCCACUGCCCAGCUCCUCCCUACCAGAAGGCUACUAUGAGGAAGCGGUUCCUUUAAGUCCCGGAAAGGCUCCUGAAUACAUCACAGCUAACUAUGACUCGGACGCCAUGAGCAGCUCCUACGAGUCGUACGACGAGGAAGAGGAGGACGGGAAGGGCCAGAAGAUGCGUCACCAGUGGCCGUCUGCCGAGGCGUCCAUGGAUCUGGUGAAGGACUCUCGGAUCUGUGCAUUCCUUCUGCGCAAAAAGCGCUUCGGCCAGUGGACCAAGCUCCUGUGUGUCAUCAAAGAUAACAAACUACUGUGUUACAAGUCGUCCAAAGACCAGACCCCCCAGAUGGAGCUGACCCUGUCGGGGUGCAGCAUCACUCACAUCCCAAAAGACGGCAAGAAGAAGAGGCACGAACUGAAGAUCGUCCACCAAGGAGCGGACGCCCUGGUGCUGGCUGUGCACAGCAAAGAACAGGCCGAGGAGUGGCUCAAGGUGAUGAGAGAGGUGUGUGCUAAUGGGGGUGUAGACCUGGAUGGGGCUGGAUCUGGAUCACCAGUGCACAAACCUGAACUGGAAAAGAAGACAUCGUGUGACAGGCCGAGCUCCGACGGUGAAGCCCCGCAUGAGAACGGACACAGCGACUGCAAGGACCAAGGAAAAGGAAAGAAGAGCUCAAAGUCGGAGCAGAAGACUGGGACGGUGGGGAAGGGAGCAGGGAAGAAGAUCACCAAAAUCAUCGGCCUGGGUAAGAAGAAGCCGUCCACAGAUGAGCAGACCUCGUCGGCAGAAGAAGACGUACCCACAUGUGGCUACCUGAACGUGUUGUCCAAUAACCGUUGGCGGGAGCGCUGGUGCCGCCUGAAAGACAACCAGCUGCUCCUUCACAAGGACCGAGACGACCUGAAGAGCCACAUCGCCUCGCUGCCCCUCGGAGGCUGCGAGGUCAGCCCCGGCCUGGAUCACAAGCACCCCUUCGCCUUCCGCCUGCUGCGUAACGGCCAGGAGGUCGCUGUGCUGGAGGCCUCGUCCUCUGAGCAGAUGGGGCGCUGGUUGGGGAUUCUACUGGCCGAGACGGGCUCCACCACCGACCCCGCCACCCUGCACUACGACUACAUCGACGUCGAGACCACCGCCAAUGUCAUCCAGCUGGCCAAGCAGUCCUUCUGUUUCACCAGUAAGCGCGCUGUCUCUCCCAACCGGUACCUGGAGAACCCAGUCAACGGCUACGCCUGCCCCACCGGCGUGGCUCUGCACUACGAUGAUGUGCCCAUUAAUGGGAUGGACCCGGAGGCGCAGUACUCCCGUCCCAGCACAGGGGGGCGCCAGCUGAAAGAGGAGCUGCACUAUGAGAACACUGAGCUCUAUGAGAACAUGCCCUCGCCAAAGCGGGACACUCGCCUUCCUCCCAAGUCUUCCUCUUCUACUUCUUCCUCCUCCACCUCUGCCAGUCACUACAAAGCCCCUGUUUCUAAAAUCUCUUCUAAGUUCCUCACUGCUGAUACUAAAACUAAAGCCACUGCUCAGCUGAAGGGAAAGAAGGGCGCAGGGGCCAAUGGGACGGCCUCCAAACAGAAGGCCGAGCCUAAGAACCAGCCUAAGAAGAACGGGGUCAACGGGACAGCGUCCCUGAAACGCAACAGCUCCAACGCGGAGCAGUGUAAGUACGGCAAGAACCGGGUGGAGGCGGAUGCCAAGCGGCUGCAGGGCAGGGAGGAGGAGCUGAUGAAGAAGAAGCAGGAGAUCAGGAACCACCUGAGCGUGCUGAAGAAGGACCGGAGGGAGCUGCGCGCGGCCGUGGAAGCUGCAGCCGGUACCAGCAAACGGUCACUGGCGUCGCUGUCGGAGCGCCUGAAGAAGGUGGAGGACGACUGCAAGCAGAGGGAGGAGGAGCGGGUGAACCUGGAACUGGAGCUGACGGAGGUGAAGGAGAGCCUGAAGAAAGCCCUGAGCGGCGGGGUCACCCUGGGCCUCACCAUCGAACCCAAGGCCGGCUCCUCGAGAGUCCAGUCCCCGGCGAUGUUGCGGCGGACCCAGGAGUCGUCCCCCUUCUCCAGCUGCGACACCAGCGACACCGAGUCCUGCUCCCUGCCGGUCAACAGCGCCUCGCUGCUGCGCCGGCAGCCCGGCGUCCAGAAGGCCUUGUCCGCCCGGGGGGACGUCCUCAGGAAGGCCAAGGAAUGGGAGCAGAAGACCGGCACAUAAACCGCCCAACCCCUCACAGCACACGUACUUUCAUUCCUCUCUUCUUGUUAAGACCUUGUGUAUAUAUUUAUUUAAAACUGUCCAUACGGUCUGAGAUUGUGUUGAGGAGCACACAAGCAUGAACAAAGCCAGUUUUAGCAUACUGUCCGUACCGCUACGACGCAACCUUUUCACACUGUUCGACCAGUGAGCUUAAUGUCCGAAGUUGUGCGACUUGUGUUGUUUGCUGCACUUUCUUUUUAAGCGAACCCCGUUUUUCUCCCUUUUUCCACCCACACGCCAUCCAGCAGGUUGACGGUUUGGGUUCGAAAAAGGUCUACGAUCAAAAGCCAGUAUUUAUUUGUAAAUGUUUAGAGGAAAUAGUAGCUUCCCUUUAUUUAUGUUGAUAUAUUUAAA